ACCAGCUCCAGGGGCCUGUCUGAUCUUUCCUGUCUGAGAGCCACACACUGCUGAGGACAGAGCAGAGGAGCAGCCAAGGUGAUGGCAGCUGAGGCAGGGAUGCUUGAGCUGCCCUUCACCUGCGAUGAGCAGCUCACCCGGCGCAUGCGGCUGCGAUUCCAGAGCCUGCAGCAGAAGAACGGGAGGCCCCAGGAUGGUGAGAAGCUGCUGCGUCCCAACGAGCACAUCUACCGAGUGGAUUUCAUCCAGCAGCACAAACUGCGCUUCCUCCGCUGGGACGUGCAGCUGGACAGACCCGGGAAGGUCACGGUGACCGGCACCUCCCAGCACUGGACUCCUGAUCUCACCCACCUGAUGAAGCGGCAGCUGCUGGAGCCAGUGGGCAUCUUCUGGAAGAAGCUGGGGGCCAAGGAGGUGGAGAGCAAUGAGGCAGAUGCCCAGGAAUUUGGGGAGCGGAUAGCAGAAUUAGCCCAGAUCCGCAAGGUGAUGUAUUUUCUCCUCACUUUCACUGGCGGCCUCGAACCAGCUCAGCUGAAAGGCUCCAUUGUUUUUAAAGUCUGAUCCCCUCUUGCUCAGCUUUUCUCACCCCAGCUGUGCUUCUUUCAGUUCUUUGUUUCAUUUUUACAUCUGGGGUUUUUUUUUCUUUUCUUUUUAAUGAGAGACAGCACUGUGGUAAAGCAGAGAACAGCUCAGUGCUUCUGGAGCCCUUCAGCCCUGUGAAAUAUUCCCCAAAUGUGCUGCCCUCUCUCUAAAUGUUGGGGAGAAGGGGAACCAUGAGCUUGCUGCUGAAUUUGCCUGGAGUAUAAGACUGUGGGCUUGUGAAUUCAUCAGAGAUUUCACGCAAGAUCUUACUGGCUUGGAAAUACAAGGCUGCCCUAAGUCACUGUAGCAACUGCACACCAAAAACCCACUGGAAAAAUAAGUAAUCGCCAUACCAGAAAACAGCAGGGACCCCUGGAGAGAGUCCUGCUCUCUAGUUUGCAUCCUAGCCAUUAAAACAGGAAAGCUUGUUUAUGAUGGAGCUCCUUUCCUUGCAAGGUGCUGAGUGCUUGCAGGCUCUGGUGACUUGUGCUGCUGCUGUGGCUGCUUGGAAUCUCUGAAGACCAGUCCCAUGGAGAAUCCACCUUGCUGUGAAGCUGAAGUACAUGCACUUGGACUUGCUGUAUUCUGCAGAUUGUAAACCCACUGGACUAAUGGGGAGGUUGGACCAGCCUUUUCUGACCACUGCCACCGUUUCUUGCUGGGGGAAGGGUGGAAUUUGUUGGUCCAAGAUGGGUUGGAGCAGAUGUGUUCGUGUGUGUGUAUGGGCAGAGCCAGCAGCUCAGAGCAGCCUAGGCCAGCAAUGAGUCCUCUGCAGCAGAGCUAAUUUGUGCUUUGUUCUGUCCUUAAAGCACUCAUGAAAAUAUUUACUCUGAGAUGUCCAUGGGAGCCAUGAGCUGCAGAGCACUUUGCAAGCCACAGAGCAGGAACAUGGUGCUUCUGUCCCCAAAAAGCAGUGUCUCCUGCCCUCUAAAACAAAGGAAAGGGUGUCUGGGUGACCACAAGAGCAGAGGGGAGUGGCACAUUCGUAAGUAUUGGAACAGGAGAGUGUUUUGUCCCCAACUUGCCCCAUGACUGCAAGUAAACUACUAAGUUUGGAUGUUUCCUUUUCCUCCACCAAAAAGCAGAGAGUAGUUCAAUGAAGCUUCUUGAGACACACAGAUAGAAAAGUCCCUUGAAAGUACUAACUAUUAUUACAGUUGGUCCUUUGCCCAGAUUGCACUCAAAUGUGUGUGAGUAACUCCUCAAGGUGUGGCCUGACAUCAUCCCAAGACGAGAGGGACAGAGCAGUGAUGGGAAAGCCAGGCCAAGGUGACUUUGUACCUGUCAACUUAUGCAGACCAGCCCCAAAAGAGUCUGACCUCUUCUCCAAAAUCUCCAGAACCCUAUGCCUUCCCCAGCCCAACAGUACUGCACAAAAUGAUAUGCACAGAUUAUGCCAGGCAGAGAGGAGAAAGAAAGCAGAAGAUCAGCUACUGGCUGGAGAGAUGGUGGGAGCUCUGAGUCUUGAUCAAACCCAAAGCUCAGCAACCAGCAAAUCCUACAGCCAUGCCAUGGCCAUUGCCAGAGAAGUUGAUGUCUUUGUUUAGACCCCAAGAAAUGCUGGACUUGGUGAGUGGAGAGAAGAGUGGAUGCAUCCCUGCUUGGCCAAACACACCUCUAGGGUCCUAGCACACUCUUCCAUAGAAGACCCCUCCUUGUACAUCCCAGAGCAGAGUUCCUGAUUACAAACCACUUCAGACAAAUAACAAGAGCCACUGGCAACAUCCAAAGAGUUUUUUUGCAUGCUGAGUCUCACAAUAUGCCACUGCUACAUUGCUAGGGUAGAGUUCUUGCUGCAGGUAUCUCACUGGAUAUUGGUGUACCACAGUAAAUAAAAGCCUAGGCAAUGGAUUCCCCUUAAGGACUGGGGCUGUUUGUGUCUUCUGCAUGUUCCCUUUGGAAGCUUCAUGUUCCCUUUGCA
Molecule: messenger RNA, 2503 nt
Organism: Catharus ustulatus (Swainson's thrush)
Lineage: Eukaryota; Metazoa; Chordata; Aves; Passeriformes; Turdidae
Gene: OMP
Product: olfactory marker protein
Exons: 1
Coding region: 82-561 (159 amino acids)
Biological process (GO): sensory perception of smell; signal transduction
Cellular component (GO): neuronal cell body; cytosol; nucleus
Source: RefSeq, a predicted model, not a curated record